This is a messenger RNA of Zea mays, 1195 nucleotides long. Its product is annotated as TRIBOA-glucoside O-methyltransferase BX7-like. Gene Ontology annotation, molecular function: O-methyltransferase activity; protein dimerization activity. The record is from RefSeq and is a predicted model, not a curated record. Bases 38 to 1195 code for a protein of 385 amino acids. The transcript has 2 exons. NCBI's taxonomy places the organism in Eukaryota, Viridiplantae, Streptophyta, Magnoliopsida, Poales, Poaceae.
AUAUGGGCAGAAGGACAUCAAUCAAAUACUCACAACCAUGGGGCACCAGGCGCAGCACGCCACGGACGACACCGAGGAGCUGCUGGCAGCGCACCGCGAGCUGUGGUGCCAUGCCCUGGGCUACGUCAAGUCCAUGGCGCUCAAAUGCGCCUUGGACCUGCGCAUCCCCGACAUCAUCCAACGCUGCGGCGGAAGCGCCACACUAGGCCAGCUGCUCGCCGCCAGCGAGGUCCCGGCGUCCAACCUCGGCUACCUUCGACGGGUCAUGCGCACGCUGACAGCCAUGCGCAUCUUCGCGGUCGUCGGCCACGGUCACGGUCCCGACAAGGCCGACGACCCUGCAGACGACGACGCGACCGCCGUCUCCUACCGGCUCACCCCGGCGUCCCGCCUGCUCGCCACCAGCGACGACGACGACGACGCCUCGAAGAAUAAUCUGAGCAUACAUCCCAACAUCUCCAGCCACGUCCGUCCCAAAAACGUCUCCCUCCUGUUCAGCAUGGCCGAGUGGAUGAAGGACGAGCAGGCGCUCUCCGUGUCGCUCUACGAGACGGUGAACCGCAAGUGCAUGUGGGCGUGCGUAGAAGACGACGCCGCGACCAGAGCCUGCUUCUACGAAAGCAUGGACGCCGACACCCGCCUCGUCAUGCAGGCCGUGAUCCGCAAGUGCCCUGCCGUCUUCGACGACGGCCUCACGUCGCUCGUCGACGUCGGCGGCGCCCGGGGCACGGCCGCUGCGGCCGUCGUCGCCGCCUUCCCGCACAUCCAGAAGUGCACCGUCAUGGACCUCCCCCACAUCGUCGCCGAGGCUCCCGCCGGCACCGGACUGUGCUUCCACGGCGGCGACAUGUUUGAGCACAUCCCGUCGGCUGAUGCAGUUAUGCUCAAGUGGAUUCUGCACGACUGGGAUGACGACAAGUGCGUCAAGAUAAUGGAGCGCUGCAAGGAAGCGAUCAGUGGCAAGGAAGGGAGAGGAGGGAAGGUGAUUAUAAUAGAAACAGUGCUUGGAUCUCGGCCAGACGACGACGCGACAUGCAAGGAGACGUAUGUCUUGGAUCUCCAAAUACUGAGCUUCGUGAACGGAGCCGAGCGAGAGGAGCACGAGUGGAGGAGGAUCUUCCUAGCUGCUGGAUUCCGUGACUACAAGAUCACGCACACUCGUGGUAUCCCGUCGAUCAUCGAGGUCUUCCCAUGA